GUUGCCAAAGGAAGUUGAGGGAAUUGCUUUGCUGUUUUAACUUGGUCUGUGUGAGGAAUCUCCUAAACUGACCGAUGUGCCAAAUGAAUGCUAAAAUGCACUUUAGAUUUGUUUUUGCACUCCUGAUGGUAUCUUUCAGCUAUGAUGUACUGGGCAAGAAUUUGAAAUACAGGAUUUAUGAGGAGCAGAGGGUUGGAUCCGUAAUUGCAAGACUAUCAGAGGAUGUGGCUGAUGUUUUAGUUAAGCUACCUAAUCCUUCCACUGUUCGCUUUCGAGCCAUGCAAAGGGGAAAUUCUCCUCUCCUUGUAGUAAAUGAGGAUAAUGGAGAAAUCAGCAUAGGGGCUAAAAUCGACCGUGAACAACUAUGCCAGAAAAACUUGAACUGUUCCAUAGAGUUUGAUGUGAUCACUCUACCCACUGAGCAUCUGCAGCUUUUCCAUAUUGAAGUCGAAGUGCUGGAUAUUAAUGACAAUUCUCCCCAGUUUUCAAGAUCUGUCAUACCUAUUGAAAUAUCUGAGAGUGCAGCAGUUGGGACUCGCAUCCCCCUGGACAGUGCAUUUGAUCCAGAUGUUGGGGAAAAUUCCCUCCACACGUACUCUCUCUCUGCCAAUGAUUUUUUUAAUAUUGAGGUUCGGACCAGGACCGAUGGAGCCAAGUAUGCAGAACUCAUAGUGGUCAGAGAGCUGGAUCGGGAGCUGAAGUCAAGCUAUGAGCUUCAGCUCACUGCCUCAGACAUGGGGGUGCCUCAGAGGUCUGGCUCAUCCCUACUGAAAAUAAGCAUUUCCGACUCCAAUGACAACAGCCCUGCUUUUGAGCAGCAGUCUUAUAUAAUACAACUCUUAGAAAACUCCCCUGUUGGCACUUUGCUCCUUGAUCUGAAUGCCACUGAUCCAGAUGAGGGCGCUAAUGGGAAAAUUGUAUAUUCCUUCAGCAGUCAUGUGUCUCCCAAAAUUAUAGAGACUUUUAAAAUCGAUUCAGAAAGAGGACAUUUGACUCUUUUCAAGCAAGUGGAUUAUGAAAUCACCAAAUCCUAUGAGAUUGAUGUUCAGGCUCAAGAUUUGGGUCCAAAUUCAAUCCCAGCUCAUUGCAAAAUUAUAAUUAAGGUUGUGGAUGUUAAUGACAAUAAGCCUGAAAUUAACAUAAACCUCAUGUCCCCCGGAAAAGAAGAAAUAUCUUAUAUCUUUGAAGGGGAUCCUAUUGACACAUUUGUUGCUUUGGUCAGGGUUCAGGACAAGGAUUCUGGGCUGAAUGGAGAAAUAGUUUGUAAGCUUCAUGGACAUGGUCACUUUAAACUUCAGAAGACUUACGAAAACAAUUAUUUAAUCUUGACGAAUGCCACACUGGAUAGAGAAAAGAGAUCUGAAUACAGUUUGACCGUAAUCGCUGAGGACAAGGGGACACCCAGUCUUUCUACAGUAAAACAUUUUACUGUUCAGAUCAAUGAUAUAAAUGACAAUCCACCCCACUUCCAGAGAAGUCGAUAUGAAUUCGCAAUCUCAGAGAAUAACUCACCAGGGGCGUAUAUCACCACUGUUACAGCCACAGAUCCCGAUCUUGGAGAAAACGGCCAGGUUACAUAUACCAUUUUGGAGAGUUUUAUCCUGGGAAGUUCCAUAACUACAUAUGUAACCAUUGACCCAUCUAAUGGAGCCAUCUAUGCCCUCAGAAUCUUUGAUCAUGAGGAAGUGAGUCAGAUCACUUUUGUGGUUGAAGCGAGAGAUGGAGGAAGCCCAAAGCAACUAGCAAGCAAUACCACAGUUGUGCUCACCGUCAUUGAUGAAAAUGACAACAUCCCUGUGGUUAUAGGGCCUGCACUGCGCAAUAAUACUGCAGAAAUCUCCAUACCCAAAGGGGCCGAAAGUGGCUUUCAUGUCACGAGAAUAAGGGCAAUUGACAGAGACUCUGGUGUGAAUGCUGAACUCAGUUGCUCCAUCGUAGCAGGUAAUGAGGAGAAUAUCUUUUUAAUUGAUCCACGAUCAUGUGACAUCCAUACCAACGUGAGCAUGGAAUCUGUUUCCUACACAGAAUGGGAGCUCUCAGUCAUCAUCCAGGACAAAGGCAAUCCUCAGCUGCAUACCAAAGUCCUUCUGAAGUGUAUGAUCUUUGAAUAUGCAGAGUCAGUCACGAGUACAGCAAUGACCUCAGUAAGCCAGGCAUCUUUGGAUGUCUCCAUGAUUAUAAUUAUUUCCUUGGGAGCAAUUUGUGCAGUGUUGUUGGUUAUUAUGGUGCUGUUUGCAACUAGGUGUAACCGAGAAAAGAAAGACACUAGAUCCUACAACUGCAGGGUAGCAGAGUCCACGUACCAGCACCACCCCAAAAGGCCAUCCAGGCAGAUUCACAAAGGGGACAUUACAUUGGUGCCGACCAUGAAUGGCACUCUGCCCAUCAGAUCUCAUCACAGAUCAUCUCCGUCUUCGUCUCCCACCUUGGAGAGAGGGCAGAUGGGCAGCCGGCAGAGUCACCACAGUCACCAGUCCCUCAACAGUUUGGUGACGAUCUCAUCCAACCACGUGCCAGAGAGUUUCUCAUUAGAACUCACCCAUGCCACUCCUGCUGUUGAGCAGGUCUCCCAGCUUCUUUCAAUGCUUCACCAGGGGCAGUAUCAGCCAAGGCCAAGUUUUCGAGGAAACAAAUAUUCCAGGAGCUAUAGAUAUGCCCUCCAAGACAUGGACAAAUUUAGCUUGAAAGACAGUGGCCGUGGUGACAGUGAAGCAGGAGACAGUGAUUAUGAUUUGGGGCGAGAUUCACCAAUAGAUAGGCUGCUGGGUGAAGGAUUCAGUGACCUGUUUCUUACAGAUGGAAGAAUUCCAGCAGCUAUGAGGCUUUGCACGGAGGAGUGCAGGGUCCUGGGACACUCUGACCAGUGCUGGAUGCCACCGCUGCCCUCGCCAUCCUCUGACUAUCGGAGUAACAUGUUCAUUCCGGGGGAGGAAUUCCCAGCGCAACCCCAGCAGCAGCAUCCGCAUCAGAGUCCUGAGGAGGACACCCAGCCUGCAGAUUCAGGUGAGAAGAAGAAGAGUUUUUCCACCUUUGGGAAGGACUCCCCAAACGAGGAGGACUCCGGGGAUACCAGCACAUCCUCUCUGCUCUCGGAAAUGAGCAGCGUCUUCCAGCGCCUCUUGCCCCCUUCCCUGGACACCUAUGCUGAAUGCAGCGAGGUGGAUCGGUCCAACUCCCUGGAACGCCGCAAGGGACCUUUGCCAGCCAAGACGGUGGGUUACCCGCAAGGUGUGGCUGCCUGGGCAGCCAGUACACAUUUUCAGAAUCCCACCAACAACUCUGGUCCCCCACUUGGAACUCACUCCAGCGUGCAGCCUUCUUCGAAAUGGCUGCCAGCCAUGGAGGAGAUCCCCGAAAAUUAUGAAGAAGAUGAUUUUGACAAUGUGCUCAACCACCUCAACGACGGGAAACAUGAACUCAUGGAUGCCAGUGAGCUAGUGGCUGAGAUUAACAAACUGCUUCAAGAUGUCCGCCAGAGCUAGGAGAUUGUAGCGAAGCAUUUUUGUUUCCAUAUAUAUGGAAAUAGGGAACAGAGAAAACCCUGAAAGAACUGGCAUUGCCAAAUAGUUGCAUUUAUCAUAAAUGUGUCUGUGUAUAUUGAAUAUUAAAUACUGUAUUUUCGUAUGUACACAAUGCAAGUGUGAUUAUUUUAAUCUGUAUUUUAAAAAUACAUUUGUACCUUAUAUUUAUGUGUAAUUUAACAGACAAAUUUUAUUUUUUUACUCCCAUGACAAACAUGUCUUUCCUAAUCAUGUAGAAACUAGUCAGUGUUCAAAUAGGAUAUAGUAGUCAACCACAAAGUAUAAAGGCACUGUGUAGAUUAGUUAUGUUGGGGAAGAAAUUGCUAUGCUGUAGGAACAACCCCACUAAAGUAUUAUAUGAUUCUUAGUUUUGUUAAGUGAUCCAGUUUCUUUUUUCAAUGCUUAAAAAAUAAAAUUAAGCAUCAAUAAAAAUAUUAAACUAUUUUAUUAUCAUUAUUUUUACUGCUCUCUGCUAGUUCUGAUAGUUCAAUUACAGCAAAAUUGAAACAUGAGGUGAAAUUUCAUUUUAGGACUGGGAAGUACCUUUCACAGACAAUGAUGAAACUAGGGCUAGAGUCAAUGCUUCCUAACCCCCAGGGCCCUACUAUUCUGGGGCAUCACACUG
This is a messenger RNA of Odobenus rosmarus divergens (Pacific walrus), 4146 nucleotides long. It is a transcript of the gene PCDH18, whose product is annotated as protocadherin 18. Gene Ontology annotation, cellular component: plasma membrane. The record is from RefSeq and is a predicted model, not a curated record. Lineage: Eukaryota; Metazoa; Chordata; Mammalia; Carnivora; Odobenidae. The transcript is spliced from 4 exons. Gene Ontology annotation, molecular function: calcium ion binding. Gene Ontology annotation, biological process: homophilic cell-cell adhesion. The coding region runs from base 75 to 3482 and encodes 1135 amino acids.